Molecule: messenger RNA, 807 nt
Organism: Phytophthora infestans T30-4
Lineage: Eukaryota; Oomycota; Peronosporomycetes; Peronosporales; Peronosporaceae
Exons: 2
Coding region: 1-807 (268 amino acids)
Source: RefSeq, a predicted model, not a curated record
AUGUCAAUGCUGCUUCCGAAAAAGAUAAUGAGCGCGCGUAGCUCUGCUGAACCGGACCCGAAGGCGUUGCCAUUGGCGCUGAUCAAAAAGAAGAGCCCGCUGCUGCCGUCACUGAGCGCGCGAUCCCCGUUCGCGAGCUGCGCGUCUAUGACCAAAAGCUUUUUAUCCAGGGCGUUCCCGUCACCGAACAAGAAGCUUUGGAAAUCCCAGAGCAGUCCGACGGGUGUAGACGACCAUACCGAUUCGAGUAUGGCUUCUGAUGAGCAGGACGACGAAGCCGCAAGAGGGGAAAUCUGCGAGAUUAUUGUGAAAUCGUCGAUCUGGGGCUCCGCUAAGUGGUCACAGGGCCAGUUGCAAUUGCCGCACCGCUUGGCUUGCACCGUCCGAAGUGGCGCGGCGACCAAGGCCUCCUCUCAGCCCGAGCGCUGCGACAACGAGUUUACCUUUGACGAGAAGUUCGUCUUUGAGCGUCGGGAGAACGACGCGCAAUACCAUGAUGUGACUAUCGAGGUAUCAGCCGUCGCACCGGGUUUCGGUAGGAAGCACCGGCUUGGUCAAGUUGCAGUGGAUCUGGACGCCGCGUUCGCGCAGGCCUCAGGUCCGAUCUACGAACGCUGUAACCUGACGAUGGCGGACGGCUCGGACUCGGGCGUUGAGAUCCACUACGUGCUUCACCGUCUGGAAGUGCAAAAUGCGACGGCCGCUGCCGCGUCGCGUGUGCUCACUCGGUCAAGCACGAGUCUGAACGACGACGACGACAUGGACGCCUGCGGGCAGAUCUUCCCUGAUUUGUGGUAUCUUUGCUAA